UUACCAGCCCAUGGCUUUCUGUUGCAAUCCUGUUCCCGUUGCUAAAGGAGAAGGUAAACUGUUACUGUUACCGUGACUUCCUAAUCCCCGCUGCCCCAGUUCACGGCAGCAUAGUCUGGCACAUUCUCAGGGAGCUCUACAGCACGUAUAUACAAACUUUACCAACAAACACGAAGAAGUCCAUGGGUAACAGGCUGAAAACAUUCUUCGACUUCCUGUUUUGGGAAGAAAAUCCUUACUUGCAACUUUUGGGAUGAGUAACUGCUAAAACACGCAAGCGCUGCGCUCCUCUGCAGCGUAAACCACAUCGGCUCUCUUCCCCCGACAUUUCCUACCCAUACCAGACUCUAACAAACAAAAAAAUCCUCGCUGUUCUUCACUCCUACCGUUCAGGCAGCAAAACGUAAAACCGGAAUCUCGUCUAAAAGCAGAUGCGACGCGGUGAUGCUGAAGGCCUCCUCAGCAGCGGGCAAAGAAGGAAAUAAAGCCUUCAGGGCUCAAGCAGACACAAGCGAUAAGGGGAAGGCCUCAGCCCGCCUGAGCACUGCUAGAGGCGCCUCUCCAGGAGCGGUGCGUGGAUCCCAGGCCUGAGGCGGGGUGCGGGAGGCCCGGCCGGGCCCGGUGGAGGGGCGCGGGGCCCCCCCCGAGAGGCAAGGUGCCGCCGAGGGGCCGCUCACCUGGUGGAGGAGGAGCUGAUUCUUCAAGGAGUUCAUCUCAAAUUAUAACUUCAAAAAUAGUGAAGAAAAUGUCACAUAAAAGCUCUAAGGAAAUCAGAAAAGUAAACAUUUCUAGCUCCUUGGAGUCUGAAGAUAUUAGCUUAGAAACCACAAUACCAACUGAUGAUGUCUCUUCCUCUGAAGAGAGAGAAGGUACUGUUAAAGUCACGAAGCAGCUGAUUGAACGGAAAGAGUUGCUCCAUAAUCUUCAGCUGCUUAAAAUAGAGUUAUCUCAGAAAAACUUGAUGAUUGACAACUUGAAAGUAGAAUAUUUGACCAAGAUUGAAGAGCUAGAAGAGAAGCUUAAUGAUGCAAUCCAUCAAAAGCAGCUGUUGUCUUUACGACUGGAUAGUCAGCUGGCAUUACAGCAAGAAGAUGCGAGAAAACACCAGGCUCUAAUGAAACAAGAAAUGGAAACUAUUUUAUUGAGACAGAAGCAACUGGAGGAAACAAAUCAUCAACUAAGGGAGAGGGCUGGAGAUAUCCGUCGUAGUUUGCGAGACUUGGAAUUAACAGAUGAUUGCUAUGAGAAGCUAAAGGCUCUUCCCGACGGUCAGCUUUCUAUCCCUGAAUAUGUUUCUAUCCGAUUCUAUGAAGCAGUCCAUUCCUUAAGAAAAGAGCUAAGUGAUCUACAGAUGAAAAAGGAAAGCCUAACAGAAGAACUAAGUGGGUACAAAUCCCAACUGAAGUGUCUGACAGAGAGCUAUGAAGAUGAGAGGAGGAAUCGGUCAGAGCUUGAGGUUAGAUGCCAGCGUUUAACAUUGGAACUAGCUGAUACCAAGCAGAUGAUUCAGCGAGGUGAUUACAGGCAAGAGAACUAUGAUAAAGUAAAAUGUGAACGUGAUGUAUUUGAACAUGAAUUUUCAGAACUCAGAAGAAAAUAUGAAAUAUUAGAGGUGUCACACAAAGCACAAGCUAAAGAAAGAAAUGACUUAUCAAAAGAGCUGGUGACCAUACAACAGUCCCUCAACUUGUUGCAAAAAGAUAAAGAUUAUCUUAAUCGCCAGAAUAUGGAGCUUAGUGUUCGUUGUGCACAUGAAGAAGAUCGUCUUGAAAGACUUCAGAUUCAGCUAGAGGAUGCCAAGAAAGCUAGGGAAGAAGUGUAUGAAAAAUAUGUUGCAUCCAGAGACCAUUAUAAAACAGAGUAUGAAAAGAGACUGCAUGAAGAGUUGGAACAAAUAAGGUUAAAAACAAAUCAAGAAAUUGAGCAAUUAAGAAGCGCUUCAAGAGAGAUGUAUGAACGUGAAAACAGAAAUUUGAGAGAAGCAAGAGAUAAUGCUGUUGCUGAAAAAGAAAGAGCAGUUAUUGCCGAAAAGGAUGCUUUAAGAAAACAUGAUCAACUCUUAGAACAGUAUAGACAAAUGCAGCUUGGCACAGAAAGUAAAGUAGCUGAACUUCUUCACCAAAGUAAGUUAAAGUCCUUUGAAAGUGAACAUGUUCAACUUAUGCAACAAGAAACAGCUAAGAAUCUUUCACAAUGCCAAAUGGAAUGUGAGAAAUAUCAGAGAAAGCUGGAGGUGCUUACUAAGGAAUUUUAUAGUCUUCAGUCUUCUAGUGAAACACGUAUUAUUGAACUUCAAACACAGAAUUCUGAGUUUCAAGCAAGGCUAGAUACUUAUGAAAAACUUGAAAAAGAGCUUGAUGAGAUAAUAUUGCAGACUGCAGAAAUGGAAAAUGAAGUUGAAGCUGAAAGGGUUCUCUUCUCAUACGGGUAUGGUGCUAAUGUUCCUACAACAGCCAAGAGACGACUAAAGCAAAGUGUUCAUUUGGCAAGGAGGUUACUGCAGCUAGAAAAGCAAAACUCGUUGCUCGUAAAAGAUCUGGAACAUCAGAAGGAACAAGUAACACAGAUUUCACAAGAGCUUGACAGAGCAAAUUCUUUGUUGAGUCAAGUACAACAGCCAUACAAAUACCUCAUUGAAACCGUGCAACAGAGAGAUUCUCAAAUAAGUCUACAGAAAGAACAUAUUACACAACUUGAAAAAGAUGUCAGUCUUUUAAAUAAAGAAAAGACAGCUUUGCUGCGUGUCAAGAAUCAAAUGGCAGCAGAUUUGGAGAGACUUCUAAAUCACCGUGAGGAACUAGCCACAAUGAAACAGCUUCUAAUUAGUCUACAUGGUAAACACUAUGAACAAAAUUUACCUCAGUCACAUACUGAUGUAAAAAUUGUGACUGCAAAAAACAAAUCAAACCCUUCAGUAAAACUGCUGCCAGAACAUGAAGAAGAAAAUGUAUUUACACCUAAGCCAACAUUAUUUACAAAUAAAGAGGCACCUGUAUGGUACAAGAAACUGCAGAAGAAAACAUCACCAUAGCAUUUUUUACAGAAUAAUUCAAAAUAAUCCUAUGGGGAACUUUUCUUUGAAGAAAAUUAUUUUCACCAUAAUGAUGCCCUUUUUACCAUAAAAGCAAACAACUGUUCUGGUUUUAACUGUUCUUUUAUACCCAUCAAAUGAUCUUGCGCUUCAUAAAAUCGUUUUUAGAUCUGUCAUGUGAAUAAAAUGUGUGGAAAUAAUGCAUGAAAUGAGUUUACUAACAUAUAUUUGAAUUUUAAAAGGUAAAUAAACACUACCAUAUUGUACACAUUUAUAAUCUGGGCAGUUAAAAGAUGUGUUCUUCAGAGUGUUCAAAUUAAUGCAUGUUUCAGCUUUUUUAUAUUGUUUUACUUGGUCCGUGUGUUUCAUGCCACAUUCCUUACAACCAUUCUGGCUCACAGAAAUUUUAAAAAUAUACAUGAGCUAGCAUCAGACUAUAUCCUACUUUCUAUGAAAGAAAUUCAUAUCAGGUGGAAAAAAAAAUAAUUUCUUGUUGGCUUUGAUUUGUAUGGUUUGUCAUUCGAUGUCAUUUGUUCUACCAAACAGGCAUUCGAAAUAUUCUAAAGAAGCAAUAGAAUACAUCUUAAUUAUCAGCACCAAUACUUAAUGGGCUAGAUACGCUUGCUCUAGUGUAGUUAUAUCAGUGUAGAAAUAAAAAUAGAACCAUGAUGUGCAAGUACGGUAGCAUGUAAUGGUGAAAUGGAUGACUUGCCAUAUUUAAUUGUAUGAAAAUAAGCCCCAUCUUCCAAGAACACGGUCUACUUAUUUGUUCCACUCCACCAUCUAUUUAGACUGUAGAAAAGGUCUCUAAUAUCCUAAAGCACUUUUGACUGCAUAUGGUGCAUUUCUAUAUAUAACAUAAAUGUAGAUGUUAGUGUUUAAAGUGACUGUAUACUGACAAUAUUGCUCAAAUUUAAUCUAAGAGGAAGCUCCUUUUUCCGUGGCAGUAUCUCUUCAACUGAUUCAUUGUUCCUACCUGGACUUAAACAAUAAUUAUUUACUAUAUAAAUCUGAGCUAUGUCAAGUUUAUGACUCCUAGAUAUACUUUUCAUUUUCCAAACAGCAGUUUGAACCACAGCAAUACUUCCUCUGCUCCAGGUAAGCUUCAGUUUCUUUAUUAUUUUUUUUUUCUAAUUCUGAUAGAGAGAGGUAAAAAUGCUAGCAAGUGCACAUGACAAGAUUAAAAUUAUCAUUCUGUGAGUGAGAGAGGCCAGGUGCAUGGACAGAGGUAAUAUCUUUUAUUAGACUAACUGCUGUUCACUGGGGAAAAAAAUACACAAGCCUUUGGGCUCACAAACUUAUCUGUACAGAUAUUCCUGGAUAAACUUUGGUUUCCUAGUCUAGUGUUUUAUCUAACUUGUAUUUUUAUGUGAAUAGAAUCAUUAACUUCUCUUUCAUGUUAAAGAGCUCCCAUAUGCAGAUACUAAUUUUGUCAUUUGUAAUAGAUACUUUAUAUGAUUCACAGUCCCUAGUUUAACUUCCCAGACUAUCCUGUUUGUCUGUUGUCACCCAAUAAUUAAUAAACUGUAUUAUCUAGAA
This is a messenger RNA of Tyto alba (common barn owl), 4570 nucleotides long. It is a transcript of the gene PIBF1, whose product is annotated as progesterone immunomodulatory binding factor 1. The transcript has 18 exons. Gene Ontology annotation, biological process: cilium assembly. Gene Ontology annotation, cellular component: centriolar satellite. The coding region runs from base 746 to 3031 and encodes 761 amino acids. Lineage: Eukaryota; Metazoa; Chordata; Aves; Strigiformes; Tytonidae. The record is from RefSeq and is a predicted model, not a curated record.